GUUCUGUUCCCCCGCACACAUCCCUAAUGACAAACCAUCAUUUCAGGCUAGAUUCCUGCAAGAGACACAGCUGUGCUUUGGGUAUCUCCCUCUUUAUUUUUUUGAAAUAGGUGGACAGACAUUGCACAAUUGGAGCAGCACGGGACAGAGUAAACUGGUUGCCAUGGCAACAGCCAGAGUAAAGCUGUAAGAAGACUGAGGCCAGCUCACUGAUAUGCACAGUUCAGAUAGAACUUGCUGAGAUGCACAGUCAGCCUUUUGGAGAAUCACUGGUGCUUCCUUUUGUGCGCAGCCGCUGAGAUGAGCCAGGCCUUCCUCCACCGUCGGGUGCCCAAGAGCUGAGAGGACGUUCCCGCCAGCCGUUGUCAACAUGCCUUAUUUCACCAAGCACUUUUGGGGGGAGAAAAGCCAUGGCUUCGACGUCCUCUAUCACAACAUGAAGCACGGGCAGAUUUCGGCCAAGGAGCUGGCGGAGUUUGUCCGGGAGAGGGCGGCGGUUGAAGAGGCCUAUGCCAAGUCCAUGGUCAAGAUGUCCAAGAUGGCUGGCAACAGCACCCAGCUGGGGACUUUUGCGCCCCUCUGGGAGGUCUUCCGCAUCUCGUCCGACAAAAUGGCUCUGUGCCACGCCGAGCUCGUGAAGAAACUGCAGGACCUGAUCAAAGAGAUCGGCCGCUACGGGGACGAGCAGCUGCGAGCGCACAAAAAGUCGAAGGACGAAGUGGCCGGCACGCUGGAGGCAGUCCAGGUCCUGCAGGGGGCCACCCAGCAGCUCCCGAAGGCCAAGGAGACGUUCCACAGCCGUUGCCAGGAUCUGGAGCGGCUGCGCCGGGAAGGGGCCGGCCAGAGAGAGAUUGAGAAGGCAGAGCUGAAGUCCCGAAAGGCCGUUGAAGCCCUGCGGCGUGCCGUGGAGAAGUACAACGUGGCCCGCAAUGACUUUGAGCAAAAGAUGCUGGAUUCCGCUGCGCGCUUCCAGGAGGUCGAGGAGUCCCACCUGCAGCGCAUGAAGGCCCUGAUCAGCUCUUACAUCCACUCUGUGGAGGACACCCAUGUCCAGAUCGGGCAGGUGCACGAGGAGUUCAAGCAGAACAUGGAGAACAUUGGCGUGGAGACGCUGCUGCGCAGCUUCGCAGAAAGCAAGGGGACCGGCUGCCACCCGCCAGGGCCUCUGGAUUUUGAGGAGCUGAGCGUGACUCCUGUGCAGGAAGGACCCAAGCGGACCCGCAGCAAAGCCUUCCGCAUCCCUGGGCUGGGCCGCAAAGAGCGCGAACGGGACUCUGCAGAGUCUCCAGAUGCUGAUUCAGGACCCCCAGAAGUGGACGAAGAGGGCUUCACUGUCCGGCCUGAAACAAGCCAGAAUGGGGAACACAGCAACCCUUUCUGCUCCUCCAGCGACUCUGAUUAUGACGACGAGGAGCCGCACAAGUUCUAUGUCCGGAUCAAGCCCAUCCAGCCACGGGAGCGGACCAGCAGCGCCGUGGCCGUGGAGCAGCUCAAGGCCUCCGUGGGCAGCCUCAUCCUGCCGCCCGGCCUGGGGUGCACCAUGAAAAGGCAUUCGUCCCGGCACUUGAAAUCUCUUGCCUCAGCGACAGCGGAAACAGACUCGGACCCUGCCCCCGUCCCAGCUGACAAGCCGGGUCAUGCGCCAGCCCCUCGCCUCGCCACCCAGGCAAAGAGCACUGACAGCAAAACUGAACAAGAGGCCUUGCCCACCUCUGCACUCUUUGGACCCCCGCUGGAAUCUGCCUUUGAAAAUGAAGACUGCACAGCCGCCCGGUCGUACCUCUUGGCAUCAAGCCCCUCCCCAUUCUCCUCCUCCUCUCCCGAGAACGUGGAAGACUCUGGCCUGGACUCACCGUCGCACCUGGCAGCUGGGCCCUUCCUGGAGUCCCGCCUGUGGAGCCCACGGCCCAGCACCCCGCAGAGCCCCCUGGGUGGCCAGCGGCCCCCCAAGAGCACCACCGGUCUCCGUGGCAGCUGCAGCAGUCUGCCGCCCGACAAGGCCCCCAGCCCCUGGCUUCCCCAGCCGGCCUCCCAGGAGCUCUCCUGCUUUGCCACAGAGGUUGACUGGUCCGAUGCUGGGCCUGCCUGGCCCGGGGCGGCCCAUGGCGACGCUGCCGCAGGCUGCGAGGGCUCCUCGCCAGACCCCUUCUCGCUGGAGGGCGCGGCCUGCCAUCGGCGGGCCUGGCCACUGCCGGACUGCACGCCCCGGGCCUGCGAGCGCGACAGCUGCCUCUCGUCCAACUCGGCGUCCUCCUCCUCCUCUUCUCCGGCGCCCCCAAGCAGCGGCGACUCCACCAGCCCGUCCCCCUGGGCUCCACGGGGCAGAGACCCGGACAGCGGCCCACCCUCCGUCCCGGAUCUUUCAGCCGAGCCGGUUCCCCUUCCUCCCUGUGGGGCACCCGGUUUGAAUCCUGUUAUGGCACCUCCUCGGCGCUGCCGUGCAAAAAGGCCCCUGGUGGCUUCAGCCAGCUGUAUUGGCAGCGAGACGCCUCGUUCCCUGAGCCCUUCCCCACUCUGGGCUCUGUCGGCUUCUCAGAGCUCGGCCGGCCCGACUGAGCGCACCUUCUUUAUGGCCACCCAGCCGGGACUCGGUGUCUCCCGGGGGCCCUCCCCCGUGGUCCUGGGCUCUCAGGGGGCCCUGCCCGUGGCAGCCGCCUUCACGGAGUACAUCCACGCCUAUUUCAAGGGCCAGAACCCUGACAGCUGCCUCGUCAAGGUGACCGGUGAGCUCACCAUGUCCUUCCCAGCGGGGAUCAUUCGGGUCUUCAGCAGUGGCCCAGCACCGCCUGUCUUGAGUUUCCGCCUCCUCCGCACGGCAUUCAUCGAGCAGUUCCUUCCCAACGCAGACCUCCUGUAUAGCGAUGCAUCGCAGAGCGACCCUGCCCGCAAGGACUUCUGGCUCAACAUGGCCGCCCUCACCACGCAGCUGCAGAAGCAAGCCGAGCAGGCCGUGGCCGCCCCGUAUUACAACGUGACCCUGCUCAAGUACCAGUACUCCAAGCAAGGCCAAGCCUGGGCACCCCUCCAGCUGUCUGUGACCUGGGAGUGCUCCUCCGACUCCACCCGGGUGCGCGUGGAUUACAGCUACAACGCAGCUGCCCUCGCCUCGGCAGCCGCCCUCUCCAACGUCCAAGUCCUGCUGCCGAUAGAGGAACCCGCUGCCAACGUCCAGCCACAGCCGGAAGCUUGUUGGAACCUGGAGGAGAAGCGGUUGCUGUGGCGGCUACUGGACGUCCCUGGAGCUCAGGGCCAUGGAGGCUCCGGAUGCCUUCUGGCCAGCUGGGAGCCCUUGAACGGCCCCAGCAAGCCCAGCCCAGUGGCCGCCCAGUUUACCAGUGAGGGCAGCACGGUCUCUGGGGCGGAUGUGGAGCUGGUCGGCAGCGGGUACCGGAUGUCGCUGGUGAAGAAGAGAUUUGCCACAGGAAUUUACCUUGCUGGCUCCUGAGCAUCCUUUAGCCUUCUGGUCUCGUGUUUUCUGCUUUGUUUUUAAAGUGUGCUGGGAGAAAGAAAGACAGGAAGACAGAAUAGUAUCUAUGUAUUUUUAAAUUAUUGAAUUUUGCCUGGAUUUUAAACACUGGAGGAAAAAGCAUGGUUGGGGCUUCAGGGAGGUGCAGGAUCCAUCCCCCACCCGUAGCCACAGUCGGAGGACCAGGUGGCCUGGAACCCUGCGAAGUCGCUGUGUGGAACAGGAAAGGCGGCUGCGAUGUGCACUGACGGGCUGCGGCCCUGUCUCCUGCUGUCUCGCGUGGCCUUUUCCCCAGCCUGUCUGUGCAUUGUCUGCUCACAACCCCCUUUUGCAAGCAGCCUCAGUGCUGCGUUCCGGGCCUGGGAAUGGCUGUCCCAUUUUCGCAGCUUCUGGGACACACAGCCAUGGGAAUGUUGCUCUUUUAAUAAAAAUACUUGAUUUUCUAAUAAACUUAAAACAAAUUAAUUGUAA
Varanus komodoensis (Komodo dragon) is the source of this 3937-nucleotide messenger RNA. RefSeq names its product FCH and mu domain containing endocytic adaptor 1 (gene FCHO1). Gene Ontology annotation, cellular component: clathrin-coated vesicle; clathrin-coated pit; plasma membrane. Gene Ontology annotation, biological process: clathrin coat assembly; clathrin-dependent endocytosis. The record is from RefSeq and is a predicted model, not a curated record. The transcript is spliced from 30 exons. NCBI's taxonomy places the organism in Eukaryota, Metazoa, Chordata, Lepidosauria, Squamata, Varanidae. Bases 371 to 3445 code for a protein of 1024 amino acids.